Molecule: messenger RNA, 684 nt
Organism: Aspergillus terreus NIH2624
Lineage: Eukaryota; Fungi; Ascomycota; Eurotiomycetes; Eurotiales; Aspergillaceae
Product: glutathione S-transferase family protein
Exons: 1
Coding region: 1-684 (227 amino acids)
Source: RefSeq, a predicted model, not a curated record
AUGACCUCCAAUCUCCUCCCCAUCAAAGUUUGGGGCCAGGGCGGCCCCAAUCCUCCCCGCGUGGCCAUCAUCCUCGAAGAACUGAACCUGCCGCACGAGUUCGUCCCCAUCGAACUGACCCAGGUCAAAUCACCCGCGUACCUCGCCAUUAACCCAAACGGCCGGCUCCCGGCCAUUCACGACCCUAACAACGAUCUCACGCUGUGGGAGUCCGGCGCUAUCGUCGAGUACCUGAUCGAGCGGUACGACACAACGCACAAGAUCAGCUUUGCUCCAGGCACGAACGACGCACAGCACGCGCGCCAGUGGCUGUUUUUCCAGGCCUCCGGCCAGGGCCCGUACUACGGGCAGGCGUGCUGGUUCAAGAAGUACCACCCGGAGCCCGUGCCGAGCGCGCUGCGGCGCUACGUCGACGAGGUGAAUCGCGUCUCUGGCGUCGUUAAUGACUACCUGGCUAGCCGGACGGUGGCCCCCGGCGGGGACGGGCCGUGGUUGGUCGGGGAGAAGUGCUCGUAUGCGGAUCUGGCUUGGUCGACCUGGCAGAUUAUGGUCACCAAGAUUAUUCACAAGGAGGACGGGUAUGAUGUGGAGAGGUUUCCGGUUUUGAAGGACUGGUUGGAUCGGAUGUUUAAGCGUGAGUCGGUGAGGAAGGUUAUCGAGGCGGUUAUGCCGCCUGCUUCGUAG